Erythranthe guttata (spotted monkey flower) is the source of this 2198-nucleotide messenger RNA. The record is from RefSeq and is a predicted model, not a curated record. Lineage: Eukaryota; Viridiplantae; Streptophyta; Magnoliopsida; Lamiales; Phrymaceae.
UUAUCUCAUGACAGAUCCGCACGUUCUCCUUUGAAACUCAUUACCAGAUUCGCUGAUUAUCCAGAGAUUGGCACAUUGCAUGAUAACUUUGUACAUUCAGUUGAAACUUUCCAAGACUACAAAUAUCUGGGCACACGUAUACGGGUAGAUGGCACUGUUGGAGAGUACAAAUGGAUGACCUAUGGGGAGGCAGGUACUGCUCGAUCAGCAAUAGGUUCUGGACUUCGUCAUCAUGGAUUACAAUCAGGAGCUCGUGUUGGACUUUAUUUUAUCAAUAGACCGGAAUGGCUGAUCGUCGAUCAUGCUUGCUCAGCAUAUUCGUACAUAUCAGUUCCUUUAUAUGAUACCCUUGGUCCUGAUGCUGUUAAGUAUAUAGUAAAUCAUGGUGAGAUAGAGGCCAUUUUUUGUGUGCCAAGUACCUUGAACACAGUAAGUCUUUUCAGUAUUUCCUUUUUGUUUAAGGUUUCUCAAAUAAUUUUUCUCGAAUGGGAUGUUAUGUCAAUGAAAUGGUCGCUAACACAGAUUUACUGCAUGAAAGAGCAAAUUGUUAUACUUCUUUCAUUGGCUCGUUUUCUGAUAAUUUGCUUUACAGCUCCUACUGGAUACUUCAAUGGAUCGAAUGUUUCAAUACUACAAUUUUAUUAUUUAUUUCAGGGUCGCAGUAACAUGCUUCCAUUUUUCCCUCCCAAACCUGAAGAUGUAGCCACUAUAUGCUAUACCAGUGGUACUACCGGCACACCAAAGGGUGUUGUAUUAACUCAUGGAAACUUGAUUGCAAGUGUUGCUGGCAUGACCCUUCUAGUCAAAUUUCAUUCCUCAGAUGUCUACAUAUCCUAUCUUCCACUGGCACACAUCUAUGAACGAGCUAAUCAAAUUACGUCAGCGUUUUACGGCGUUGCUAUUGGCUUCUACCAGGGGGAUAACCUGAAGCUGAUGGACGACUUAGCUGCUCUAAGACCCACUAUAUUUUCUAGUGUCCCUCGUCUAUACAACAGAAUAUAUGCUGGGAUAAUUAAUGCCGUAAAAACUUCUGGUGUUUUGAAGGAGAGGUUAUUUAAUGCAGCAUACAAUUCCAAGAAGCAAGCUGUGAUGACUGGUCGAAACCAUUCACCAAUAUGGGAUAGGCUGGUAUUCAAUAAAAUAAAGGACAAACUUGGAGGCCGAGUUCGGUACCUGACUUCAGGUGCUUCACCAUUGUCACCUGACGUGAUGGAGUUUUUGAGGGUGUGUUUUGGCUGUCAAGUAAUUGAAGGUUACGGUAUGACAGAGACUUCUUGUGUCAUCAGCUCUAUGGAGGAGGGUGAUUUCUUAACUGGUCAUGUUGGUUCUCCCAAUCCUGCAUGCGAAAUAAAGCUUGUGGAUGUUCCUGAGAUGAAUUAUACUUCAGAGGAUCAACCUCAUCCUCGUGGGGAGAUCUGUGUCAGAGGGCCCAUUGUCUUCCAAGGCUACUACAAAGAUCAAAUCCAGACGAGAGAAGUUUUAGAUGAUGAAGGUUGGCUGCACUCUGGAGAUAUUGGAAUAUGGAUACCUGGAGGCCGCCUGAAAAUUAUUGAUAGGAAGAAGAACAUUUUUAAGUUGGCUCAGGGCGAAUACAUAGCACCAGAGAAAAUUGAGAAUGUGUACGCGAAGUGUAAAUUUGUUGCGCAGUGCUUUGUGUACGGUGAUAGCUUGAACUCCUGUUUAGUUGCUGUUGUAUGUGUGGAGCCAGAUGUGUUAAAGGAUUGGGCCAAUUCCGAGGGUAUCAAGUAUGAAGACCUGGAACAACUUUGUGCUGAUCCAAGAGCAAAGGCUGCUGUACUUGCCGAGAUGGAUGCCAUUGGAAAGGAAGCUCAGUUGAGAGGUUUCGAAUUUGCAAAAGCCGUAACCUUGGUGGUUGAGCCGUUCACUCUGGAGAACGGCUUGUUAACUCCAACAUUUAAGGUGAAGAGGCACUCAAGCAAAGGCUUAUUUCGCGCAAGCAAUAUCUCGUAUGUACGCAGAGCUUUCCACGUCUGAUCCAACGCCACAGAGCAUGUUGUAACCAAACAUCAUGGUAAUAAAAAGACUUGCACAUUUGGUGCAUCCUAAUUUUGAAUAAAUGCAACAGCCAAUUGUUUUUUUUUCCGGACGAUGUUCUUCAUAUGGGAUGGAUGUAUAAUAUGGAUUUUAAAGCGUUUUUAGUUCAUUUAUUGAAUCGUAUGGUCUGGGCUGGAGCUGGA